AUGGUCGUAAGAAAACUAACACUAAUUGCACUAUAUGUGGCAGCAUUAACCAUUCAACAGUAUGUUACAGCUGAUGACGUACCAUUCCACAGGACUCUGCAGAGGCCAGGCGAUGGUUCGGUGGGUGAACAAAGCACACUAUCAGGAAGACAUGAAAACGAAGAGGAUUACAGCAGUCUGUUGAGAAAAGCCCAGCAUGAUAAACGCCAGUAUCAAGAGUGUACUAAUAUGAACGAUUAUUACUACUAUUAUUAUGAUUGGUAUGAUUAUGAUGAUAUGUUUAUAUGUGACAAUGGACAGUGUAUUUUCCACUGGAAUCAGUGUAAUGGAUAUCCUGAUUGUGACGACUGGAGUGAUGAACUUAACUGCACUUGUUACAGUAACCAACUUAGAUGUGAUACAGGCAUUUGCAUAUAUAAAGGACAUAUAUGCGACGGGUAUAAUCAUUGUCAGGACUGGAGUGACGAAACUGGUUGUGACUGCCAGGGCGACCAUUUCACAUGCAACAAUGGGCGGUGUCUACCCUCAACAGUGAAAUGUGACGAUCAUAACCACUGCGAAUAUGGCGAAGAUGAAUAUUUUUGUUCAUGCAAUACCACAGAUGACUUUCUGUGUGAUAAUGGUCGAUGUAUUCACUCACAUUACGUGUGCAAUAAUUAUGACAAUUGCGGCGACCUCAGUGAUGAACGCAAUUGCACAUGUGAUUAUAACGAAUUGCAGUGCGAUGGCUACAAGUGCAUAUCUGAGUGGGAUGUAUGCGAUGGCUACAUACAUUGUCAAGAUCUGAGCGAUGAGAUAAACUGCACUUGCAGUGACGACAUGUUUACCUGUGACAAUGGUAUAUGUAUUCAUCACAGCUACAAUUUGUGUGAUGGUUAUAAUGAUUGUAUUGACUGGAGUGAUGAACUCGAUUGCGACUGUAGUUUACCUGGGGCCUUUGAUUGUGGAUAUUGGAAUUGGGGAUGUUUGACAAGUAGCAUGGUUUGUGAUGGUCACAAUACCUGCAAUAAAGAUGAAUUGUACUGUGGUGAUGCGUGCCAAGGAUUCGAAUGUGAAUAUGGUCGAUGUAUCCCAGAAACAUCACGGUGUAAUCAUUAUCUGAAUUGUAGAUUAACUGAUUUUAGUGAUGAAAUUGGAUGUGCAUGUAACGACACCAACGAAGUAUUAUGUAGUAAUGGAGUUUGCAUUUAUGAUUGGCAAUUGUGUGAUGGUGAUAAUGACUGUGGUGAUUGGGGGGAUGAAGGCGAAAAAAACAAUUGCACAUAUGAAUAUUGCGAUGGGUUCCGAUGUGCUAAUGGUAUGUGUACGGGGUGGUACGAUUCAAAAUGUGAUGGAUGGGCUUACUGUGACGACAAGAGUGAUGAAAUGAAUUGCACUUGCAAUAGUGACUAUAUGUUUCUAUGUGACAAUGGUGUUUGUAUUGAGGAAUGGGAUGUAUGUAAUGGUUAUUUAGACUGUGGGCACCCGGACAUUUCGGAUGAAAUCAAUUGCACUAAUUGUUGGGAAUAUAGUUUCCAUUGCGACAAUGGACUGUGUAUAAAUCGUGACCAAUUGUGUGACGGUUAUAAUAAUUGUGGCGAUUGGUCAGACGAAAUUGGUUGUAAAUGUUCAAAUACAAAUCACUUCACGUGUAAUAACAAGAGAUGUACUUCUAUUGAAGCAGUGUGUGAUGGUUACGAUCAUUGUGGGGACCAAAGUGACGAAGUAAAUUGCGGAGAUUGUUCUGAUGGUUAUUUUCUAUGUGAUAAUGGCAUGUGUAUUCCGCAUUAUAAAGUUUGUGAUUAUUAUGAUAAUGAUUGUGGUGAUUACAGUGACGAGAAAGAAUGUAAUAAUACAGAAUGCAAUAGCCAUUAUGAGUUUCAAUGCGAAAAUGGACGGUGCGUAUAUAGGCAUGACCUUUGUGACAAUUACAAUCACUGUGGUGACUUAAGUGAUGAAUCUGGCUGUGAUUGCAAUGAUGAGACAAGUUUCAAAUGCAAAAAUGGACGGUGUAUAGCAGCCGAGUUACAAUGCGAUGGAUACAGUCAAUGUUGGGACGAUUCCGACGAAAUCAAUUGUGUUGGUUGCCGAAAAGGGUCCUUCUUGUGUAAUAAUGGUCGCUGUAUUGAAGAUUAUAAUUUGUGUGACGGAUAUGAUGCUUGUGGUGAUUGGAGCGAUGAAAACUGUGGAUACGAUUCUGCAUUGCAUUCUCAAUGCAAUAAUGGAAGAGUCAUCCCAAAAUAUAUGGUAUGCAAUGGCCAUAGUGACUGUGGAGAUGCCAGUGAUGAACUGAACUGUCCUUGUGAAUUCAACUGUACAAAGUACGAGUAUUAUUAUCACUACUAUUACUACUACUAUCACUAUUACCACCACCAUAGACAAUGUAUUCCCGCCUUCCAAAUUUGUGAUGGUUAUUAUAAUUGCUGGGAUGGUAGUGAUGAAGAGAACUGUACAGAUUCAUGUCAACCCAAUCCAUGUCAGAACGAUGGACUCUGUGUCAAUGAUAGUUCUGAGGGUUAUCACUGCCAGUGCCAAGAAGGACAUCACGGAAAACACUGUGAAGAAGAGUCAGAUGGCAUAAUAUGCAGUGAAACCAAAAUGAGUGCAGUUGUUAGCAAGAGUUAUAUUUUGGAGCUCCUUCAUCAUUCCGGUGCAAAUGCGUCUUACUUUCAUCUGAAUGAUCCAGCGUGUACUGGUAUAGAUGUUAUUCAUGAUGGCGAAGAUGCAUUUUUGUUUGAAACAUUCCUUUUUGAUUGUGGUACUAUCUCUAUAGAGAAACCAAAAGACAAGUCAAUAGAAUACAUAAACAUGGUCUAUACGGAAAGAGGAACUAAAAUCAUAGAGCUACUGUGUUGCUAUGGAACUGAAUAUAUUAUUGCACCUAUAUAUAUUGAAGCUAAUCCUUGGUAUGCUUUCCACAAUAAAGCUUACUAUUAUGUAAUUCUUAUUGAGCGAUAUUCGCGGUACUUUCGGACAAUCUUGGACUUGUAUAAUCUACCUCAAAUGAAAUACACUAAACAAGCAAAUUGUAAUUUGAUAAGAGAGUAG
Saccoglossus kowalevskii is the source of this 3027-nucleotide messenger RNA. RefSeq lists its product as uncharacterized. Gene Ontology annotation, molecular function: protein binding; calcium ion binding. Gene Ontology annotation, cellular component: signaling receptor complex; plasma membrane. Lineage: Eukaryota; Metazoa; Hemichordata; Enteropneusta; Harrimaniidae. The record is from RefSeq and is a predicted model, not a curated record.